CUGCAAAGGAGGACAGCGCGGAGGGAAUAUGAGGUAGACGGGACUUUACACGGGAAUAAUGGCGGCGCCGCUCCGGCGGGACACCUUACCUGAGAACUACUGUUACGGGGUGUGCUGCGACGGCAGGGUCUUUUUCAUAAACGAUGAGACGAGAAGCACUUCUUGGCUUCAUCCCUGCACUGGUGAACCUGUCAAUUCUGGACACAUGAUCCGAUCCGAUCUACCCACAGGUUGGGAGGAAGGAUUUACGAAGGAAGGAGCGAGUUUCUUCAUUGACCAUAACCAGAGGACGACUACAUUCAUACAUCCAGUGACAGGCCAGAUCUCGGCUGAGAAUUCUGAUUUCAGACUACAGGACCAGUAA
Molecule: messenger RNA, 364 nt
Organism: Cyprinus carpio (common carp)
Lineage: Eukaryota; Metazoa; Chordata; Actinopteri; Cypriniformes; Cyprinidae
Product: pleckstrin homology domain-containing family A member 7-like
Exons: 4
Coding region: 59-364 (101 amino acids)
Molecular function (GO): protein binding
Source: RefSeq, a predicted model, not a curated record